AGGAAAAUGUUAUUCGGACUAGCGCGGCUGAAACCAUCAUCUUUACCCAAACCACAGUUGACAAGACUGCUCAGUGAUGCAGUGAAGUAUACGGAAAAGGGAAUCCAGCUGGACGGGAGGGAUAUUCUGCACAUCGAGACCAGGAAUAUGUGCCGAUGUGAAGCCUGUUUUGGGAAAAACGCCCACCAGUGCCUGGAUCAACCUUUAAGUGGGAGCUUUGCCCCGGGAAUCAAGGUUGAGGAGAUUGGUAGAAUGUCAGAUCAUUAUCUUGGAUUGAAGUGGAGUGAUGGACAUGAGGGACUAAUUGCGCGGACCAUGAGAGGAGACUACGGACCUAACCCAAUACAAUCUCGUAUGGAAAAGUUGCUAGAUCUGACGAAAAGAAAAAACACAGAACAGAAAUUCUGGGGGGAGCCAGACGCGGAAGUUUCCAAGCUUUGGGAUUACUCCUGGGUAAUAAAAGACGUUGAUAACACCACAGAGUUCCUGACCCACUACAUGAGAUACGGUAUAGUGUUUCUGAAAGGUAUACCGGCUGAAGAGGGCAUGUUGGACGUCGUAGAGGAGGGUCUUAAGAUGAAACCUUUGCGGAGGACUGUGUUUAAGACGGUGGAUCUGGUAAAGUACAAGCCAACCCCUAGCAACCCAGGAUAUGGCUCCGGGGGCCUUGCUCCUCACCUUGACCUUUCUUAUUAUUAUCAGACACCGCACGUGCAGUUUUUCCACUGUGUGGAGAACACUGUUGAGGGUGGUGAGAGUUUCUGGGUAGAUUCUUUCUCAGCGAUCAAAGAGAUGUCAGAGAAAAGGCCCGACCUUCUGGAAGUGCUGAAAACUGUUCCAGUGACCUACAGAUACACGCCACCAGGGACAGGAUUAUUCCAGAUGACUCACCACUGUGUGGUGAAUAUGCUCGGGAAGGACAUUUGGCAAACGGUUGAUCAACCGUUCAACCUGGAUUCGGCCAUGUUCACCCGUUUCACGGACACGGGAACCAGAGAGAAGUUUUGGGAAGCGUACACGUACUACAGAGGACUAGUGGAGGAUCCUAGUAGGCACUACACAAAAAGAUUGAAUUCGGGAGAGUUUGUAAUCACUGAUAAUUGGAGAGUCUACCACGCUCGAAGGCCGUUCAAAAAGACAGCUCCCGAACAAGAUAGGAUAGUUUCUACUUCUUACAUGGACUGGCAGGUUAUGGUCAACAGGAUUCUUUCCCCGGAAAGGAAAAACUCAAUAUUCUUGGAGACAGAUCAACAUUGAGGAGUCAGCAAUUCAAUUAACACUCGCGGCUAUUAAUUAGCACGGACUACAAACUAAACACACGAUUUAUAAUAUUGUUUUCAUCUUUGAGGAUAUUAAACGUCAUAGUAUGGAGUUGCCACUUUGUGGUGAAUAUGCUCGUGAAGGACAUUUGACAGACGGUAGACCAACCUUUGGCCACUUUUAACCGUUCGCGUUUCAAGGACAUUAAAACUAGAGACCCACUGUUCUUAGAGAGUGAUCAGCUGGAUGAUUUGCUGACUAACACUUGACCAAGCUGACAGACGAUAAAAAGCAAUUUAUUGACACAAACUGUGAAUUUGUUAAUUUGUUACCGUUUUACUUCCGCAUUGGGAAUUCUUGGAGUUUUAGUGGCGAAAACCGAAAAUAUUAAAAACAAAUGGAGAGUGGGGAUGACCGAUGACGCCGCCAAUAUAAGUUUGUAUUUGCUUUUGAUUUUAUUUAUGUAAAGGCAUUUUUUAAAAGUGCCUUUUUUAAGUGUGCCAGAAC
Messenger RNA from Bolinopsis microptera, 1767 nucleotides. Its product is annotated as probable gamma-butyrobetaine dioxygenase. The transcript is spliced from 2 exons. The record is from RefSeq and is a predicted model, not a curated record. Gene Ontology annotation, cellular component: mitochondrion. Gene Ontology annotation, molecular function: oxidoreductase activity. The coding region runs from base 7 to 1257 and encodes 416 amino acids. Lineage: Eukaryota; Metazoa; Ctenophora; Tentaculata; Lobata; Bolinopsidae. Gene Ontology annotation, biological process: carnitine biosynthetic process.